AGGUCCGCCGGGGGGAGGGAGGAUUGAGCGCAACCUCUCCGUGAAUGGUUUGAUCUCCCGCCCGGGACUCCCCCCUGUUUGGAGGGGUGGUUGGUAGGCUCCGCUGGAAGCUCCAGUGUGAGCGGAGUACGGGGCUGCGAUCUGCGGCCGGAGAGGUGAGAGCGAUCCCGGGGAGAGAGGAGGGAUCCUGGCCGGGGCUGGGUUAGCCUGAAGUUCUUAAUUGCAACUUUGUUUAGUUUUCCUCCCAUGUGCUUUGGAAUUUGCUGACAAUUUAUGGGCAGGAAUAACAAUACUACAGUCUUGUCAUCGUAUAAAGAGAUUUUAUAAACUGCUGCGGUGACUGUGGAGAAACUGCAGGUUGUGACUAAUGGGAAACCCAAAUUAAAGGUUCGGGUGCUGGCGUGAUGUGUAUGGCUGUCUGUUGAAACGCACAAGCACCACAAUCCACAUUCGGGGCUUUAACAAAUGGACCAGUGCUGCAUCACACUACAGCGCACAAAUGUGAAUUCUCUGAAUGCUGUGCUGCCCAGUUUUGCAGGCUUCCGUCAGCACUGCUAGAAGCCAAAUAUUAAACAUGGAGGUGAAAGGCCCCUGCGGAAUCUCCACAACAGGUGGGGCCCCCUUUGACACCUCCUCCAAGCAGAGAGCUCACCUGAUCACGGAACUCGCGGACAAACAGCGAGAUCUACAGGAGGCGCUGAGACAGAAAGUAAAUGAGCUGCGGAGGCUUUGUCUGCAGGAAGCCGAACUGACGGGGCAAGUGCCUGUGGAGUACCCCAUAGAAUAUGGCGAGAGACCCCCAGCUGUCGCAAGAAGGCCGCGAGCAUUCAGAAUGACUGCGGCAACAGUUACCAGAGCAGAAGAAGCGCAGUUGGACCGUUUGGAGCGGGAUUUUGCUUUGCAGCUACAGAUGGCAGAAGCCGCUCGGAAGCUGAGCGUUGCUGCAGAACAGAGUACAGAACUGACUGUGGAGCAGCGCAGAAAACGCAGACUGGUUUAUCUGGACGCAUUGCGCAGACUGCAGGAGAUAGAGGAACAAAGUAAUAAUCUGCGCAGAAAACUGGGCCUGAGGCCUACACAUAGGGUGCCGCACAGUCUCCUCGAUGAAGCUUUUCAAUCGGAAUGCAGUUCAUUAUCUGACGGGGGCAGCCAUGAUGACAUUCUUGCUCCAGGAAUGAGGCCUUCUCCUCCUCGCAUUGCUGAGCACUCCCGUGCUGUCUCCAAUAGUCCUGAGCGGAGGGUUGGCUGGAAAGCAUCCCCUGUGGAAAUGUAUUGUGAAAUUCGGAACAGGCGUAACUCCAUGGCCAGCACUGCAAGUCCCACACGCUCCUUUCCCCGAAGUCUAUCCAGUCUUGAAGGUCGAAGUGUUCCGGCCACUCCAGUCCUAAGCCGAAAUGCCUGCAGCAGCUCUGCGCUGAGGUCGGAUGGGUCAGGAUUGUCGCAGAGGCAAUGGACAGGAAGUCAAGACUCUCAAGUGGGCUUCCCUAGUGAGCGUCCACAUAUGCAUUCAGCCAGAAGCCGGCGAAGCAAUAGUUCUGAAGCUCUGAUAGAGAGACCGCCUCCUGCUGAUACCCAGGGAAAACCUUCCUUCAAGAGUUCAGAAGCCUUGAGCGAUCGCCCUCAGGCUGGUCCAGCACCCACUCACCACCAACAGCGAGGGGCAAGAUCCCCGGACCCCAGAACACCCAACACCAACUCCCGUCUUCCAUAUGAAGAGAUACUGUUAGAUUAUUAUAUGGAUCGCCAGCAGCAACAGCAGCAGACAAGAGGGUGGGCAGAAUCGGAAGGUCAGUGGUGGGUGGAACCUGACUCCCCCUGGUGGGCCGACCCUGAUGGUAGUAGCCAUUACUCUAGACGAGACGGUUACUUCGAGGGAUAUAUGGGUAGCCCAGCCCUUCGGAGUCGUGCAGAGACCCAACAGCGCAGAAACGUUACUCGAAAUAAAUCAUGUGGCCCUCAGUUGACUGAUGUUGGUCAUUUUCAGCAGCCUUGGCAUUCUGAUGGCUUCCAACAACGCAGUGCUCCCCAAGUCUCCCAUCCAGGUCCUCGCUCUAGGAGUCAACCUCGGGCUCCACCCCCAGAGACAAUGGAGAGGAAUGUGCACAAAGCUCUUGCUCUAGAAGGGCUUCGGGACUGGUAUCUGCGCAAUUCAGCAGCAUCUGGGGGAGUUCAAAGGGGCCCUAUUCCCUCGCACAUGCAGUACCAGAGAUACUAUCGUCCAGGUUAUCACGAGGGACACUAUCAGACUGGAUCUCCACUUCCGCAUUCAAUCAGUUUUACUGGGGCCCCUUUGCAUAGCAGGCACUUUUCAGAGUACGCCGAUGAGGACCUGUACAGCCAGGCCACUAUGACGAGUCGGGCACAAGGAGAGCGGUCGACAGAAGGCACACCCCCAGGGACUUUAGUCUGACACUGGAUGGCAGCCCUCCCGUCUUGCCUCCUACCACCAAAUGCCGAAAAUCUUCCUCAAAGAAGAACUAGAGACCCACACUGCUUUUUUGGUUCUUCAGCAAUAAGACUAGUCAGGGGGAGUGAAGCAGUACAUAAAUGAUCCCCGAUUUAAUGAGCCUCAUUGCUUGUU
Molecule: messenger RNA, 2581 nt
Organism: Rana temporaria (common frog)
Lineage: Eukaryota; Metazoa; Chordata; Amphibia; Anura; Ranidae
Gene: CCDC120
Product: coiled-coil domain containing 120
Exons: 13
Coding region: 515-2410 (631 amino acids)
Source: RefSeq, a predicted model, not a curated record